Molecule: messenger RNA, 1098 nt
Organism: Lasiodiplodia theobromae
Lineage: Eukaryota; Fungi; Ascomycota; Dothideomycetes; Botryosphaeriales; Botryosphaeriaceae
Product: Uracil-5-carboxylate decarboxylase
Exons: 2
Coding region: 1-1098 (365 amino acids)
Biological process (GO): secondary metabolic process
Cellular component (GO): cytosol; cytoplasm
Molecular function (GO): carboxy-lyase activity; hydrolase activity
Source: RefSeq, a predicted model, not a curated record
AUGCCAACCGUCGACGUCCACACACACGUCUACCCCCCCUCCUACAUCUCCCUCCUCCGCUCCCGCACCACGGUCCCCUACAUCCGCAACUUCCCCGACGCCCCCGACUCCGCGCGCCUCAUCAUCCUCCCCGGCGAAGACGCGCCCACCGCGCCCGGCACCGCGCGGGGCCGCCCCAUCGGGCCCGAAUACUCGUCCAUCGCCCACAAACUCGCCUUCAUGGACGCGCACGGCAUCGCCGCCUCCGUCAUCUCGCUCGCCAACCCGUGGCUCGACUUCCUCGCGCCCGACGACGCCGCCUCUGCCGCGUCCGCCAUCAACGACGAGAUCGACGCCCUCUGCGCCGCGCACCCGAAGCGCCUGUUCCACUUCGCGACCCUCCCACUCUCCGCGUCGGCGGGGGCUGUUGCGGCUGAGGUCGCGAGGCUAGCCAGCCCAGCCGUGCCGCAUUGUCGCGGCGUCAUCAUGGGGACGUCCGGCCUGGGGCGCGGGCUGGACGACCCGGCGCUCGAACCCGUGUGGGCGGCGCUGGAGGAAGCGGGCUUAAUCGUGUUCCUGCACCCGCAUUACGGGCUGCCGGGCAACGUGUACGGGCCGCUGGCGGGCGAGUACGGGCACGUGUUGCCGCUGGCGAUCGGGUUCCCGGUCGAGACGACGAUUGCAGUGGCGCGGAUGCUGCUGGCGGGGGUGUGGGAGAGGCAUGGGAGGUUGGAGGUGCUGCUGGCGCAUUCGGGGGGGACGCUGCCGUUCCUUGCGGGCAGGAUUGAGAGUUGUGUGGCGCAUGAUGGGCAUUUGAAGAAGGAGGGGAGGACGGAGCGGAUGAGGAGUUUGUGGGAGGUGUUGAAGAAGAAUAUCUAUCUCGAUGCGGUCGUGUAUUCGGAAGUGGGGUUGAGGGCGGCGGUGGAGGCGAGUGGGAAGGAUAGGAUUAUGUUUGGUACCGAUCAUCCCUUCUUUCCGCCGCUUGACGGGGAAGAAACGGAAUGGUUGAGCGUGAAGACAAACUACUCUGCUAUCAAGCAGGCGUUUGACGGAGACGAAUCGGCCGCCGAAGCCGUCUUGGGCGGUAAUGCAGCGAGGAUAUUGAAGUUGGAUUUGUGA